UUGUUUUGAGGCCGUCAACACUGUGUACAGUGUGUAAACACCUACACGGAACAAGACAGAUCCGAGGAGAGGGUGCUGCAGGCGGCAGGACCGCGCAGAUUUCCUUUUUUCAAUUCAUUAACUGUGAAUGGGAAAACUUGCAUGGUAUUCCCGCUGCUGACUCUGUAGCUUAGCAGGAUAGAGUGUGACGGAAAAGCCCCGAAAGGUUGUUUCACUGUAAAGGAGAACGGAGGCAGCACAUCGGCGCUUAUCGACGACCAUGGCAGCGGCGACCGUUGUGGAGGCUGAUCCGGCGACGAGCGAAGGCGGCGCCGCUUUCUCCGGCGUCCAGAGCAGAGGCUGGGAUGAAUCGCAGCUCCGACACUAUUCCUUCCCAACCAAACCCAUUCCCAGGCUGUCUCAUGCGGACCCCAGAGCUGAGAUGCUGAUUAAUAACGAGGAACCAGUGGUUUUAACAGAUACAAACCUUGUGUAUCCAGCUCUCAAAUGGGACAUUGCAUACCUCCAGGAGAACAUUGGAAAUGGAGACUUCUCUGUUUACACUGCAGAAAACCACAAGUUCCUCUACUACGAUGAGAAAAAAAUGUCUAACUUUGAGAACUUUGUCCCCAAGUCACGUCGAAUGGAAAUGAAAUUCUCAGAAUUUGUGGAUAAAAUGCAUAAAACGGAGGAGAUGGGAGGAGAGGAGAGAGUAUAUCUGCAGCAGACUCUGAAUGACACAGUAGGGAAGAAGAUUGUUGUUGACUUCCUUGGUUUCAACUGGAACUGGAUCAACAAGCAGCAAGCCAAGAGAAACUGGGGGCAGCUGACAUCUAACCUGCUGCUCAUUGGCAUGGAGGGCAAUGUGACACCAGCACAUUACGACGAGCAGCAGAACUUCUUUGCACAGAUCAAAGGACAUAAGAGAUGCAUCCUCUUCCCUCCAGACCAGUUUGAAUGUCUCUAUCCAUACCCUGUGCAUCACCCCUGUGACAGACAGAGCCAAGUGGACUUUGAUAACCCCGACUAUGAGAGGUUUCCCAACUUUAAAAAUGUUGUUGGCUAUGAGGCUGUUGUUGGCCCUGGAGAUGUGCUCUACAUCCCUAUGUAUUGGUGGCAUCACAUUGAAUCACUGUUGAAUGGUGGAGUGACAAUCACUGUAAACUUUUGGUACAAAGGUGCGCCCACACCCAAGAGGAUAGAGUACCCUCUGCGUGCUCAUCAGAAGGUGGCCAUUAUGAGGAACAUUGAGAAGAUGCUGGGAGAAGCACUUGGAGACCCACAUGAAGUUGGACCUUUACUGAAAACGAUGAUCAAGGGGCGAUAUGACCAGGAUCUGAGCUAGAGCCCCACCCUUAAAACUGGUAAAUAGAACUGCUUUGGAAAACUGUAUGCGUGUGAAAGUGAGACUGCAGCGUGUGUAAUGCGCAUCCUGACUUUUGGAGCUACGAAUCACUGCAUGGGAAUUAGCGGCCAUCUUGAAACCAUUCUGCUUCAGUCGUCUCUGAGUGCCAUUGUCCUCGCAAAUACCACAAUUACAGAAGAAACAUCUGACUAACUCAUGGGAAUUCGCCAUACUUGAAGAGGUCUUUUUUUCUCUCUUUUGGCUCAAGUCUAGAUUAUAUUUAUGUGAUUCAGUGUUCUCAUAAGUUAAUGGGUGUUUGGGUGUAUUUGCUCACCCAGUCGGUAAAUGUGUAAGAUUGGUACCUUUGUAGCAACCUCAAUAUUUUGACCACUAAUAGAUGAGUUAAGGGGUAUUAUAUAUAUAUAUAUAUAUAUAUAUAUAUAUAUACAGUAGACAUAAGUUAAUUACAGGACAUUUCUUAUAUUCAUGUAAGAAAAGAAAGCUAAUUUGGUUCAUACCUGUAAAGAUGACAGGUCUUUUAAGUGUCUUUGGAAUAUUUCUCUACAUAAUCUACAUUAUCUCUAAGCCUACUAAUGACAUGGUUUCAGGGAGUGAUCAAGAAUUUUCUGUUGCAACGAAGACAGCAUGGGCCCAGUACUAAAAGUUAGAGGAUGCAGUGAUUAAAAACAGUGAUGAAAUAUUAUCAAAAAUAUGUGUGGGCGUGCAAGAAAAGGGGGCUCAUAUAUUCAACUGAAGGAAUAUGUAAUGGCUUGCAGCUAAAUUAUUUUAGCAGAGGGAUUGCUUUGUGGUUUGUUUAUGCUCUUGCUUGUUUGAUUUAUAUUUCAAAGACUUUAUUGGAUGUGUUAUCCUGCGUACCAGUAAUAGGUCAGGGAGUGUUGACAAUGAAUCACAUACUGUAAAUUAGUUGCAAAUACAGUUAACUUUAAGAAUCAGUAGAAAAUACAGGAAGUUACUGUUUUUUGGGGAGACUUCUCAGAGUAUUAACAGGUAGUGUUUUGUUGAGAAUAUGAUGGUUAAAACAGCCAUGAGUGUAAGACUGGUUUGAAGUGAGUGGCUUGAAUGAUUGAUUUAUGUUAAAAUGUUAGUAACUGACUGAACUAGCAGGGCCAUCUGCUGGAAAGAAGCGUAUGUAUCAGCCAUUGCAGUGCAACACAAAUGCACCAUCUAGUGUUUCAAAUUUGCAGUUGCAUGUUAAGCUUGAUGUAUCUUGGUCCAUACACUAUACUUCUACAAUACAAAUAUUCAGUAUGUUGUGUUAAAUGUAGAUUAAAUUACGCUGCAAUGUGUACAAAAGUCUAAUUCCAGUUGAAAACCUGUACUUGCUGUAAUGAUUACUAUAGGUUAACAAGCCUCAGAAAUGCACUUGUUUUUAUUUUCAAGCAGCCAUAUUUUGAAGACCUUGAAAUGAGAGCAACUUGAAAGAUGGCUGUUGCCAUGCAAGUUCUCUCUCAAGCAGUUGUAAAAAAAAAAGUACAUUCAGCAUAAGGGGAGGGUACUUUCAUACGAUGUGUUGUAUGUGACAAACCAACAUACAAACCAGUAGAUGGGUAUGUUCAUAUUCAGAUGGCUUUGUUUGCCUGUGACAUUGGAUGAAUCAGUGAGUGGUGUACUGUAAAAUAGCCACACCAAAGCACCUAAUUCGCCAGGAAUACACAGGUUUUCAAGGGUUUUGUUUUGUCUGAUGAAAAUAAUACUUUUUCAUUGCUGAUAAUGUGCAUAAGUAUUUCUUAAAACUGCACGAUGAUCGAACAGUGCUACUUUCUCUGUAAAAGAACUCACCGUAAUAUGUAAAACUGAUGUUUCAUCUCUUUUCUAUUGCUAGAUUAACCCUGUUUACUGUAUGUGCCUUGCUUGCGUUGGUAUGGCACUAAAUGUCGCAAGAACUUGAUUUUUUUUAAACCUUUAUUUUGUGGUCAAAAUGUUUGUUUUCACUCUGGCAUUAAUCAGCUUUAAAGGUGAGAAGAAGGGGCUCAUAGAGCUAGAGGAAUGUUUUUACUGAUGGAUGCUGGUUUUCUGUUUUGAACAUACAGUAUGUGCUCACCUUGUUCCUCUGAUAAAGUUUGUUUGCAAAGUUC
Molecule: messenger RNA, 3420 nt
Organism: Lates calcarifer (barramundi perch)
Lineage: Eukaryota; Metazoa; Chordata; Actinopteri; Centropomidae
Product: hypoxia inducible factor 1 subunit alpha inhibitor
Exons: 8
Coding region: 260-1324 (354 amino acids)
Biological process (GO): negative regulation of Notch signaling pathway; peptidyl-aspartic acid hydroxylation
Cellular component (GO): cytoplasm; nucleus
Molecular function (GO): [protein]-asparagine 3-dioxygenase activity; peptidyl-histidine dioxygenase activity; ankyrin repeat binding
Source: RefSeq, a predicted model, not a curated record